Molecule: messenger RNA, 651 nt
Organism: Orbilia oligospora ATCC 24927
Lineage: Eukaryota; Fungi; Ascomycota; Orbiliomycetes; Orbiliales; Orbiliaceae
Exons: 2
Coding region: 1-651 (216 amino acids)
Molecular function (GO): protein binding
Source: RefSeq, a predicted model, not a curated record
AUGUCGUUCAAGGAGUCGCCUCUAUAUCUCUAUUUUGAGCCCGACGCGACUUUGGUCGUCGAAGAAGAAGAAAUCAAAGUCCAUGAGACUGUAAUCGUAGUGUACUCCGGGUUCUUCAAAGCCGCUCUUAACUCUGGUCUUAAAGAGUCUCAUGAAAGACGAAUCGAAAUACAUGAUAUCGGGCUAGAUACUAUGACCGUCGUUCUGAACUGGCUCUACAGAGUACCCCUCACCCCUCUCUACGACACGGAUCUUAAAAAGGAGGAAACAGUUAAUGAUCUCUUCUCUAAUACCACGCUGAAGAAGAUCGAUAACAUACUUCAGGCCUUUGACUUUUUGCAAAUAAAAGGCGCCGAGGUCUUCUACUGGAGAUUUAUGGAAGAUCAAUGUCGAAAGUUCAAAUGGGGGCCGCCAUAUUUUGUGCCUGAAACAUGCCGCAAUAUCCCAGCUGCCUUGAAUAGUAUCUACAGAUAUGGUUAUUCUUUACCCGAGAAAUACUUAGAUAGGGUGAUUCGGGAAAUUAAGGAAAACGGGGGUAAUAGUUUCAUAGGAAACCUAAGAGGUGGGCUAAAAAAGAUAGAGGAACCAGAUCCAAGGUUCCUUCGAGAUUUAUCUGUAUCUUUGGCAAAUGUACUUGCAAAUUCACGCUAG